Messenger RNA from Saccostrea echinata, 1917 nucleotides. Its product is annotated as PDF receptor-like. Gene Ontology annotation, biological process: adenylate cyclase-modulating G protein-coupled receptor signaling pathway; cell surface receptor signaling pathway. Gene Ontology annotation, molecular function: G protein-coupled peptide receptor activity. NCBI's taxonomy places the organism in Eukaryota, Metazoa, Mollusca, Bivalvia, Ostreida, Ostreidae. The transcript has a single exon. The coding region runs from base 267 to 1592 and encodes 441 amino acids. The record is from RefSeq and is a predicted model, not a curated record. Gene Ontology annotation, cellular component: plasma membrane.
ACGGGCAUUUGUUAUUCACUCAAUUUAAACAUCAUUAUAAGCCUAUUCCCCAGUGUAGAAUUGACGCUGGAAAGUCUUAUCACAUUGGCCGAGGUAAAUCUUUUGUUGCCGCCCACUUCAGAGGCCUGAAAAUAAGACACCGAGGCGAUUGCGAUAAACUUUUACUAUUAUACGCUCUGAUGGUUCUUAUCCUGUUGUUUCUUGAAACCUAAGUCGAGAGAAAAUACUGUCAGUUGGGAAACAUCGAUGAUACAGGCAGCUGGAAAAUGAGCAAGCUGUCCCUGCGACCCUCUAAUUUUGAGGAGUGUCUCAUAAGCCAGGGUGACGCGCCCUACACUGUUCCCGCGGAACUCUUCUGUAAUGUCACCUGGGAUUCCGUUCUGUGCUGGCCACCUACUUUAAUUGGAUCAGAGACCAAAUUGCCAUGUCCAAAAUACCUUGGACUUCCGACCAAUAGAUAUGCAACAAAAUCGUGCGGAAGAGACGGGAAGUGGAUCGGGAAACAUCCAGGAAAUGAGAUAUUCCCGAAGAAUUUUUAUCCAGGUUGGACAAAUUAUUCCGAGUGUUUGGGACUUAAGUAUGAUAUUCCUGUACCUGCUCCGACUAAUAGCACCCCAGACAAAAACUUUAAUGCCUCCGAGCCUUCGUCCGUCAGUGUUGGCAUACUCCCAUACCACAGUGAUGGUGUAGACAUUUUGUCCACUCUUUUGUUGGUCAUGUCACUAAUCAUGGUUUUGGCAUCCAUUGUUAUUACGUUUUGUACAAGAGGCGCAUUGACCACCCGAAAAAAACUUUACAGGAACUGCUUUGCAGCAUUUUUGGUUCACGACGCUUUGGAACUUGUGAUCAGAAUGGGUCGCAUUGUCCAAUCAGAUGAUGUCAUAAACGACAUUGAAACAUGUGUUUCUAUUGGUGUGCUUGUGACACUGUCGUCAUCCGCCAUUUACACUUGGCUGGCCAUAAUUUCUGUAUACUUUUUGUUGACAAAAAGCGGCAUUGUCAUUGAGAACAAAAUGUACUACGUUUUGUGUCUUUUGGGAUGGUUCAUACCCACAGUUAUCACCAUUAUCUGGCUAAGUGUCACGGUUUUAUCCGGGAACCUCAAAUGUAUCAACGGCGAAUUGGAAUUUACCAAACCCGAAUCUGGAUUCUGGAUUAUCGAAGGAAUAAAUGUGUUUUUAAUCUCUCUGUCAUGGCUACUGUUAAUUUUAUUUUUGUGGAAAUACAAACAUCAUGAAACUCAUCGAAGGUUUUCCGACAAUAAAAGUUUGACCAUGGAACUGAUGAACAUCAGACAAAGUGCGUACAAAAUGUUGAUCGUUUUCUGCUACGUCACAUCCGGGUACAUAAUCUACGUCAUCACAGCACAAGACCCGUUGACAGAAACAACAUCGUAUAUUUUGGUUGUCAUUCUUUUUUCGCGGGGGAUUUUGUUGUCCGUUUUUAUGUGCUUAAUUGAGGACAGUUGUAAAUGUUGGGACGGUGUUUAUUCUGUUGAAAGCAUAACUGAGAGCGAAGCCAGUCUGGCCCCUAGUAACACCAGUACCUUGACGACGCCAAGCUCUGUCAACAUCCACAGAAUCUCUAGAUAAACGGGAACAAGCCAAUAGACGCUAAAUUGUAUGUUUUUUUGACUUAGAGAACAGUGAUGCCGUUAUUCAACAGAGCUAUGGAACCUAAUUCUUGUUUCAACUAACACGAUACUGUUUAUAAGAAACUAAUCUUUUCUUGUUUUGUAUAUUUGUGGCAUUUCAGACAAAAAGAUUUGUUCUCCAACAAGCAUAUGUUUGAAACCAGUAUCCUUCUAUAGAUGUUGAAAGAACGUUGUUUUUGUACGUAUAAAAUUGUAAAUAUUGUGCAUAUGUGUAAAAUAUUUUAUGUACUUCUAAAGUGCUUCCUAAUUAAAUUUUUAAAGAC